This is a messenger RNA of Siniperca chuatsi (mandarin fish), 3476 nucleotides long. Its product is annotated as oxidation resistance protein 1. The coding region runs from base 255 to 2570 and encodes 771 amino acids. Lineage: Eukaryota; Metazoa; Chordata; Actinopteri; Centrarchiformes; Sinipercidae. The record is from RefSeq and is a predicted model, not a curated record. The transcript has 16 exons. Gene Ontology annotation, cellular component: nucleus. Gene Ontology annotation, biological process: regulation of transcription by RNA polymerase II; response to oxidative stress.
CGGCCCUUUAAGCACUGGGCGGAGCUUGAAUAUUGAACUUGUUACUGCUGUCUGCAGUGAUAUCAUCACACUGCAAUAUGAAGACGCGUUCACAUGACCGCCACCCGUCUCCAUCCCUGAACAAGACACAGGUGCUGUAACUGGGUUAAAAAGUAGGUAUGGGGAAUAAAAGGAGGAGGAAGGAUGCCAGCUGAGCCCCUCAUCCCUCUGCAACUGCCACCGCUGCCAACAUCAGACAAACCCCCCCACAGAAAAUGGCUCAGUCUGUGAGGAGGCCCGAGACUCUAGGAGCCAUGGACCACGAGCCCCAGAGGGACAAGACCAGGACCAGCUACUUUGGCAACGUCAAGACCAGACUGGGUUCCAAGCUCCCUCCUGGCGUCUCUCAGCCUCCACAGUUCGCUAAGCGGCCCUGGGAGACUCAACCCCGAGUGAUGCUGGAACCUGCAGCCAGCAGCCAGCGUCAGCACCAACCCAUUGUGGGCCGGCCUCUGAACCACAUUCCCCACAUCAGAAACCCCAAACUGCGGCAGUACUACCUGCAAGGGACUUCAUGGGAUCUAAACAAUGCUGCAAUGAAGCAAGAGCAUGUGGAUGGACCGCCAGAUGACAGCACAAGCAGCAGGGGUCUCUCUGGGGACACAGUGUUCAGCGUCUCAUCUCAGUUCAACAGUAACGGUACAUCCUCAGCAGAAGAGGGAAAAACUGGCCACUGUCCCUCCCAUUCCUCUUCAAAUUUACCCUUCUCAUCUGCUACCCUCAUCUCUAGAGAGCAGGUGGUCGUACCGAAGGAAAAAAACACUUCCACCAGUCAAAGAUCAUCUCAGCCAGAACUGAACUCUUACCCUAACCCGAAGCGAGAAGUGGAGGCGGAUCCAGAGUCUUUGGAUACACUCGCUGCUCAACCUCAUUCCCCCUCACCAGAGGCAGAAUAUGACAAACUACUGGAUGUGGAGGCGGUGCCGAUGCCUGAUGGACAGCUCUGCUUAUUGGCUCUGCCACCAGAAUGCUGCCAGGGAGAGGGACCAGAGGCCAUGCAGUACCUCAAACUGUUUUGUCGCUACAUCACAGACCGUAAGGGUGUGGUUUCAGGCAUCCUGUUGGUGACUUCUAAUAAGAUCUUCUUUGACCCGUGUAAGACACAGCCUCUGGUGAAGGAACAUGGUUGUGAGGAAUACCUCCUGUCGUGCUCUGUUGACAGUCUGGCAUCUGUCUCCUUCUUCUCUGACAUCUCACAUGUUCACUUCAACACGUCCCAGCAGAGGAGAAAAGGAAAGAAAAUUUUCCAGAAGUUGAAAACAGCCAAAAGGCGAGCAGGUGGCUUUCCAAACCAAAAGGGGGAGUCAAUCCCAGCUCUGGUGUCUGCGGCUCCGUUCGACUUGUCCAGUCUGGCUCUGAGCCUGACCAAAGAGGUUUCUGGGGAGGAGGAGGCAGAGAGCAGAGACAUGGCAGAGGCCGAGGGGACGCUUGAUAGCAGCCCGCUGGAGGUACUGUCAGAGGCGUCUGUAGGCGUCCUGGGAGUAGCUGUCCUGAGCAGUGCUGCUACCUUCUGCUGUGGAGGUCAAGAGGCGGCGAGUAAAGUGAAGACGGAGCCACUGCACACCUCUGUGAAGAGUCAGGCUGCAGUGCCUCUGAAGUCAUCAGCAGGUAGUCCUGGCAGGCUGAUGUUUGUGCGGCUGCGGGCUCAGCCAUCUGCAGGAAAGAAAAAGGGUGUAGGAGGCCUUCAGCUGGGGUCGGCCAAAACUUUACCCCAAAGGGAUUCCUGGCUUGCCCUCUCACAAGACAGCUCUGACGAGCUGUAUGCCUACCUUACGCACUGUCGACCAGACUUGUGUAUACUUGAGGGGGGAGAGGAGGAGGGGGAGGCGGAUCGUGACGAAGAGGAGUUUGUGCUUAUUGAGGACAAAGAGGAAGAGGAGGAGGAGGAGGAGGAGGAGGAGGUGGAGGAUGAAGAGGUGUUCCAGAGGCACCGCAGCUCAGGGGACGACUGGGAGAUGGUGUUGAUGGAAGAUAGUGAGGACAAGCCGACCCUGGUCAUUGACAGGAACCCUGAAGGACUCGAUAAUAUCGUAGAGAGGAGCCACAUUUUAGAAGCUUCACAUGUCAGAGAGCUAUGUAAGGAGCUUCCCCCCAGGACAGUGGGCCACACCUGGCAGCUGGCUUACAGUACGUCCCGUCACGGCUCCAGCCUCAAGUCCCUCUACAGAAAACUCAGUGCCACAGACUCCCCCGUGCUUAUUGUCAUCAAGGAUGCGCUUGAUGAUAUAUUCGGGGCCUUCCUCUCUCACCCUCUGAGGCCCAGUGAGACGUUCUACGGCACAGGAGAAACAUUCCUCUUCAUGUUGCAUCCUCGCUUCAAGUGCUUCAGAUGGACUGGAGAGAACUCCUUUUUUAUUAAAGGAGACAUGGACUCCUUUGCAAUUGGUGGAGGCAGUGGUCACUUUGGUCUGUGGGUGGAUGAGAAUUUGUACCUGGGUCGCAGCAGCCCCUGCUACACCUUCAAUAACUGCUGCCUCUCAGAAACUGACGACUUCCGAGUCAUGGAGCUGGAGGUGUGGACGUUCAGCUGAAGAGGCCGAGCGACCGCUGAGUUUCUCUUUGACUCACUUCGUCCCUGCUGAUCAGCUUUAUCAAGACAGCAUUUAUCACUGAGCAAAAACAAAUACAGCCACUCAUUCAUUUCGUGGUAACAGCCAUGUAAAAAAUAUCAACCACAAACUCCUGGAUUUAUCCAUGUGAUUAACUGCUGUGGAUUUUAGUGAACCGAUCUUGAGCAGCUCAAUGUCCCAGAGUGGGGAUUAAUGGUGGACUGUUUUGUGCUUGACUUUCGAGUUCAACUGACCUGAGCAGACAUGAAUUGUUAUGAAACUGGAUUUUUAAAUCCUCAUUUUUGAAUGGAGUUGGUUACAAGUCUCAGAGACUGCACUUUGCUCUUAAUGUGAAUCAGUAACUUCAUGAUAUCUCAUCAUUUAUCAUGUGAACAUGACGGUAGACCUGUCUUCAUAGGUAAUGCAUGCCCCCACUUUUAUAUAACUGUGUUCAGUUAAUGCUGGACGUCUGAAACACACAUUGGUGUUCUUAUGAAUAGAUUCUCUAUUGAACCAAAACUGCAUGUGCAUAGCCCACAAAUAUCAAUCAUUUUUAGGGGUUUUCAUCAAUUAGUGUCAUAGACAGCAGAAAUAAUGAAAGUAAUCAUGUAAGAACACUUGGAGCUCUACUUUGAGAAAAGCUUCUCAAUUGAAGUUCAUCUGUACUUCUAAUGGAUCUUAGUCUCAUUCAUGACUAUUACUGAACUCUUUUCAUUUCAAGUGCUGACUCAUUGACCACUAUGGUUUUUGAUCUUGAAAGAAAAGCUUGAGAAUUACUUUGAAUCAUUCAACUGUAUCCGUAACAUGCUCUCACUCCGAAAGCUUGAUCUACUUUGCUUCUACUUUGUAGAUUAGUUAAUAAAAAUCAGCACAAAGUGAAAAUGUAAA